AUGGCCGACGACCAGUCGGCGGCAAAGAAAGCAGAGACGCGCUCGCGCAGAAGCUACGCGUGCGGGCCCUGCAAGCGGUACAAAACCAAGUGCAAUCUCGAGACGCCGUGCCUAGCGUGCACGUCUGCCAAGCGGCCCGAGGAGUGCUUGCUCAACCCCCCGAACCCGCCGUCGGAGGCGGAGAAAAGCCGCAUCGAGAAGCGGCGGCGCAAGUCGUCGCAGCAGAAAAAGGAGGCCAGGGGCCUGCGCCGGCCUGGCGUGAAAAACCCGCGCAGCCCGGCCCACACCAGCGCGGCGGGAUCGCCCCAGAACGAGUCGCUGGGCGUGGAUCUCCUUUUUCCUGUGGCGCCGGACGAGGUGGCGCCCCCGCCCAUCCGCGCGCCGCACCUCAAGGACUUUGGCUUCAUCAGACGCAGCUACCAGGACUGGGCCAGGCAGACCAUGGUGAUCCCGCUCGCGGAGUUUCUCCGGUGCAAGGCCGUGGCGCGCUGCCUCUCGUACGAGCAGUUGCUCAGGUACUUCCGGCGGUUUGCCCGCUGGGACAGCGACGGGUUCCAGUACCUCGUGGACUCGCAGACGUGCUUCAACAUAGCCAGCAACUUCUUGGUGAAGGUGCCCGCGUCCGCAGACGACUUGGACAGCCGCACGUUCAACGCGUUGCUGGUGCGCGGGAUGUCGUUGGUGUUCUGCGUGGUGGCCAUCGGCAAGGUGUUGGAGGGCGACCCGCAGACCGCGGACGUGUGCUUGGCCCUCGCCGAGGACUUCAUGGUGCUUCUUGGCGAGCCCGAGAGCUUGGGCGACUUCAUCCACCUCGGCAUCUUCGUGUUGGUCAACAAGACGCCGUCGUUGCUCCUCAGCAACCCGCUCCGCAUCUUGCGGCUCUUCAAGGACUUCACGCACAAGAUGAACGCGUCCGCCGAGGUGCUGCGGUAUCUCACGAUGACAGACGCCGCCAAGCGCGAGAAAAACGAGGAGUUCAUUGCGUUUGCGCGCGUGUGGGUGCUUGCCCGCUUUGCCGAGCCGGACGUCAGCGUGCUCAGUGCCGAGGGCAGCUUGCAGCUCAGCGUGGGCCCGGACAGGCGGCGCAUCCUGCCGGACCCGGAGCUCAGCCGCCAGUUGUUCCACAGCCACGUGGACGUGUUGGCCGCGGGCUGGCAGGUGUUCGACAUCGCCAACCUCAUCUCGUCGCGGUACUUCCAGCGCUUCGAGAACGUGACGGACGUGCCGCUGCUCAUCCACGCGUACCUCCUGCUGUACCUGGAAAUGGGCAUGGUGAUCGCGCCGCUCACCAGCAAAAUGUACUUGGCGCUCCAGAAGGACUGCACCACGGUGCCCGCCGUGGCCGCGUACAACGACGCCAUCUUGGUGCUGGUGCUCGUCAACUACUUCUCCACCCGCUGGCUCGGGCUCGUCAAGGUCGAGCGCCCGCACUUCCCGGCGCUCCGCUUCGCGCACUACGUGUCCACGCUCAUGAGCACCUUCAACUGGAUCGAGGAGUUGGACUUCCGCCUCUUCGACGGCUCCGGCGCCAUCUACGCACUUGUGCUCGGCAACAGCAAGAACUUCCUGUUUCUCCAGAUGUACCUCCAGCUCACGCACCAGGCCGUGUUCCUCGUGGUGCUUGCGCAGUUCCGCUCGCCGUUGUCGCACCUUCACCAUCGACCUCGACUACAUCUUCCGCUGCGUACGCGCCGCUUGGAGCCCUUCUGCCUCAUCCCGGCCGUGGCCGACAUCUUGGCCGUUGUCGAGGCGCUCGAGGAGUUUGCGCUCAGCACGCCCAUCUUGGCCGACGACCCGGACGAGCUUCUCGACGCGCUCCAGACGUGCGUGGAGCCGCUGCUCUGGCAGGCCAUGACGCUCAUGCUGUUCGGCCUGCUGGCCACGUGCGCGUCGUACGUCGAGCAGUUGUGGCAGCUAGCCAUGCAGGUGCAGAGCAACGGCACCGACGAGCUCUACAUCACCAAGGAUCUCCGGCUCGACACGGCGUUUCUCCGCAACUUCGAGACGUCGUUCGAGCCGUUCCGCUUCUCGCAGGACUUGGCCGAGCAGUACAUCCACGACGUGGUGGACCCUGCCAUGGCACUGCUGGAGGAGGGCGAGGCGAGCGACACCCUGUAG
Molecule: messenger RNA, 2118 nt
Organism: Metschnikowia bicuspidata var. bicuspidata NRRL YB-4993
Lineage: Eukaryota; Fungi; Ascomycota; Pichiomycetes; Serinales; Metschnikowiaceae
Gene: ZCF8
Product: Zcf8p
Exons: 2
Coding region: 1-2118 (705 amino acids)
Biological process (GO): regulation of DNA-templated transcription
Molecular function (GO): DNA-binding transcription factor activity, RNA polymerase II-specific; zinc ion binding
Source: RefSeq, a predicted model, not a curated record